AUGUGGUGGAGCUUGGUGGCGGCGGCGGCGGUGGUGCUAGCUGCGGCGCGUGGGGCGACGGCGGCGGCGGUGACGUGCAGCCCCGUGCAGCUGAGCUCGUGCGUGUCGGCGAUCCGAUCGGCGACGCCGCCGUCGAAGCUGUGCUGCGCCAAGAUCAAGGAGCAGAGGCCCUGCCUCUGCCAGUACAUGAAGAACCCAGCGCUGAAGCCCUAUGUCAACACCCCUAACGCCAGGAAGGUCGCCUCCACUUGUGGCACCCCUUUCCCCAAGUGCUGA
Molecule: messenger RNA, 276 nt
Organism: Linum tenue
Lineage: Eukaryota; Viridiplantae; Streptophyta; Magnoliopsida; Malpighiales; Linaceae
Source: the annotation of a GenBank genome assembly